UGUAAUAACAAAUAUUGGGUUCUUUUUAAAGUUUGUAUGUUGACGAGUUGUACGAAAUCAUUCCCGGAAUUACCCAAGUACAAGUAGAAGUGAAGCUCGAGACUGAAUUUGCCUCGUGGUUUGAACGAUAUGCGCAAACUAACUAUAUAAGUAAUCCGUAUAUUUCGAGUCUGGCUAAGGGACCGCUUAGGCAAGCUAACCAUUUUCAAGGAUAUUUUGUAAACGGGUUUAAAUUUCAAACAAAGGCUUAUGGGGAGAAUCAAUUAACCAUGAAUAGUGGAGUUUGCGUCAAAGGAUCACUCUACGCUCCAACGGAAAGUGAUUUUUACGGAAUACUAACAGAUGUUCUUGAGUUGGAGUACCCGGCUCUGCCAAUUAAGAGGACUGUCUUGUUCAAGUGUAACUGGUUCGAUCCGACUGAUAGAGGUAUGUCAGUGCAUCCUCGAUAUAAUAUUGUGGACGUCAAUCAUAAACGGAAAUACGGAAAAUACGAACCAUUUAUUUUGGCUGGACAGUCCGGUCAAGUACAUUACUGCACAUAUCCAAGUAAAAAGAAAGAUAAGGUCAAUUGGUGGACAGUAUGUAAGAUGAGGGCCAGAUCAGAGAUAGACAUGCCCGAUUCCAUUACUCCAGCGUUUCAAGAGGACAUUAUAGAACAACCUCUAAACGUUAUAACAAAUGACGGUUCAAGAAUUUUGGUUGAUCCGGUUGGGGAAGUUGAUACAGAUGUGUUUUUCGCUCCUCCAGAGGUGGAGGACGAAGAACAAGUGCCGUCAAUAUCAGACGAAGAAGAUAUACUUGAAGACGAUGACGAUGACGAUUAG
Mercurialis annua (annual mercury) is the source of this 824-nucleotide messenger RNA. RefSeq lists its product as uncharacterized. The transcript has 2 exons. The coding region runs from base 270 to 824 and encodes 184 amino acids. Lineage: Eukaryota; Viridiplantae; Streptophyta; Magnoliopsida; Malpighiales; Euphorbiaceae. The record is from RefSeq and is a predicted model, not a curated record.